This is a messenger RNA of Effrenium voratum, 960 nucleotides long. Lineage: Eukaryota; Dinophyceae; Suessiales; Symbiodiniaceae. The record is from the annotation of a GenBank genome assembly.
AUGAACCCCGUCUUCUUCCGCCGCGCCUUGCUGCUGCUGGGCAUGUGCUUCAUUUUCGCCUUCACCGCCGCCAUGGGCUGCGAGAGCGUUCUGCUGGCGAUGGGGCAGCCGCCCUCGGUAGCUGAGACCUCCGCGCGCUUCGCGCGCGUGCAGCUGAUCGGGGUGCCCUUCUGGUGGCUCUCCAGUGCGGCCAACACCGCGCUGAACGGGGUCAAGAUGACCAUGCCGGGGCUGGUGGCGAAUGCGGUCAGCUCGCCUCUGCAGAUUUUGCUUUGCUGGGUUUUCAUGAAGCCGGAGCUGUGCAACAUGGGAUACCUGGGCAAUGCGCUGGCACGAGCACUAGGCGGCGUGAUCAGCUGCGUGGUGAUGGCUGGGGUCAUCAAGUGCCGGGGCCUGCAGCACUUCGUGUGGCACCGGAGUCCAGACGCCGAGCCCGUGCUGAAGGCGGGCGCCUUUCGGGAGUAUCUGGCCGUCUCGAUCCCUUCGGCACUGGUGGUGUGGUCUGAGUGGUGGGCUUUCGAGGGCUUGUCCCUGAUGGUGGGCCGCACCCCAGACGCGGUGACCAACUUGGCAGCCCACGGGACCAUGUUCAACACCAUCGCCGUGUUCUACAUGUGCUGGACAAGCACCUGCACCGGGGUCUGCACCUUGGUGGGCAACGCACUGGGCGCCAACGAGCACCGGCGCAUUCGGCCCCUGCUCUACACGGCGGGGCUCUUUAGUCUGGUGACCUCAUUGAUAGUAGCGCUGAGCUAUGAGAUCUUCAAGUCAGACUUCGCCCGGAUGUUCACCGAGGACGAGAAAGUCCAGGAGCUGCUGGAGACCAGCUCCCUGGGGCUGGUGCUCAGUGUGCCCGCCUACGCCCUGCUCAUGACCUUCUACGGCGCCACGCCUCGCAAAACGUUGCGCGCGUGGCGCGCAUGGCGCAGCGCGGGGUUCCUGGGGGCAACAACGGGGUGA